Messenger RNA from Apus apus (common swift), 1306 nucleotides. It is a transcript of the gene ANKRD66, whose product is annotated as ankyrin repeat domain 66. Lineage: Eukaryota; Metazoa; Chordata; Aves; Apodiformes; Apodidae. The record is from RefSeq and is a predicted model, not a curated record. The coding region runs from base 417 to 977 and encodes 186 amino acids. The transcript has 4 exons. Gene Ontology annotation, molecular function: protein binding.
CUCGCCCUGGCCGGGUUGCAACAUCCCACGGAGGAGCUGCCAUGGCUGGGCGAGGAGGGGACACCUUUGAGUCAAAGGUCCCUCCGUGAAAAUCCAAAUCUUUUCUUCUGGCCCUUAUGAGAAGGGGAGAAAAAUACAACCCCUAAGGCAGCUGAUGGCACUUUUGGGUGCAGGUUCCGGAGCGGUUUGGGGCGGAUCGAGUGCAGGUGCCUGCUGAAGAGGCGGAUCUGCAGCCCCCCCGUUUGCCCAACCCCGGCGUUUGCCCCCUGGAUAAUGCUGAAGUUAGGGAAUUAACCCUAAAACCAGCACCAGUAAUAAAAGAUGCUGCUCGAUCUGUUAGAAAUUCACUGAUACACCAGUGAACACCUACUGCAUGGCAUUGCCUUGUUACCAGGCACCUUUCUGAAGUGUGUGGCAUGUCAGAGCUCCAUGCAGCUGUGGCUUCAGGGGACUAUGACCUGGUGGAAGAGAUUUUGAGGACAGGGCGCUGUGACCCAAACCAGAAGGAUGUUGACUGGCAUGACAGGACCCCACUGCACUGGGCUGCUGCAAUAGGGCAAUCAGACAUGGUCAAGCUCCUGGUGGAUCACGGCGCCCGGCAUUGCCUGCGGAGCGAGGUGGGAAGGACUCCGGCUCACUUGGCUGCUGAGUCGGGGAGACUGGGGGUGCUCCGCACCCUCCAUUCCCUGCACGCUGCCAUGGAUGUGCCCGACCUUUUUGGUGACACUCCCAAGAGGCUGGCGGAAAUCUACGGUCACCGAGACUGCUCCAGGUUCUUAGAAAUAGCGGAGGUGGAGAGCAGAAACUAUCAAAGGACAGCUGCAAUGAAAGGAAUCCCCUUAGACUGGAGAGAUGAAGACUGGGAACUCAAGAAAGAAGAGCUUAAGGGAAAUCCGCCAUGUUGUCAGGAGAGCUGCACAUCCUCCACUCAAAAGAAAAAAAAAUUAAAAAAAGGAGGAAACAGCAGUGUGCCCUGACUAGUUGGUGCCAGUGAGAAGUUGCAAUGCAGAGCAGAGACACUGGCAGAUCUCGGGUGCAUCUGCAGGGGGAAUUACGGGCGACCAAGAGAAGCACACGGACACAAGGGUGCAUUUUGUGGUGUCCUGUAAAUAUUGUCAUUAAUAGGGAGCAGGUAGAUGUGCUUCUGUCUGUCUGCAUGUCCAUAUGUAUCAGAUCUCAAGUGUCAGAAAACUGCAGAUGUUGUUUAAUCUAAUAAUCUAAUCUACUGAAAUGCAUACAUUUACAGAAAAGACAGCAGUUACCCAUAUUGUCUGAGAGGGAGAUGGUUUUGCUCCUAACUGAUUCA